AUGAUGGCCACCAUUGCAGGCAAGCUCCUGGCAGCAUUCGCCUUGUGCAGUAUCACCAAUGCCGCUCCGGCAAGAGAGCAACAGGUCAUUCUUGGGGGAAACGCCGACUUGACUCGCGUUCAUGAUGAGCUGUCAAAGGCACAAAUAAUACCAACUGUGGUUGACGACUUCCAACCAAUCUUGGGCCUCUCGGCCGAGUGGGAAUCCUCAAACGUUGCGGACCUAGGCAACACGCUCAAACCUGGAGACCUUCAGUCUGCGCCGUCGGUGUCUCUCGUCAAGGGCUCGGCGUUCCCGGGCAUUCAGAUUACCACCACCUAUGUGCUCACCUUGACUGACCCAGAUGCGCCUUCGCGAGAUAAUCCGAAGUGGUCGGAAUUCUGUCACUGGAUAGCCACCGGCGUCUCCCCUUCGUCAGCCGGAGCGAAGCCCGCCGUCGAGGACGUCGUUGAGUACAAGCCUCCCGGACCUCCCGUAAGGACCGGAAAGCACCGUUACGUCUUCCUUGUUUGGAUCCCAGCCAACGGAACGACUGAAAGACUGAACUUAUCUAAGCCUGAGGAGCGCAAGCACUGGGGAGGGGAGGAGGGACGCGGCGUUCGCAAUUGGGCUAAAGAGAACGGUCUUAUUCCUGUUGCUGCGAACUUCAUUUAUGCUCAAAAUGAGAAGCAGUAUUGA
Molecule: messenger RNA, 678 nt
Organism: Colletotrichum truncatum
Lineage: Eukaryota; Fungi; Ascomycota; Sordariomycetes; Glomerellales; Glomerellaceae
Product: phosphatidylethanolamine-binding protein
Biological process (GO): regulation of Ras protein signal transduction; regulation of proteolysis
Molecular function (GO): phospholipid binding; peptidase inhibitor activity
Source: RefSeq, a predicted model, not a curated record